Onychostoma macrolepis is the source of this 2110-nucleotide messenger RNA. It is a transcript of the gene nup54, whose product is annotated as nucleoporin 54. Gene Ontology annotation, biological process: protein localization to nuclear inner membrane; nuclear pore organization; NLS-bearing protein import into nucleus. Gene Ontology annotation, cellular component: nuclear pore central transport channel; nuclear pore. The transcript is spliced from 15 exons. NCBI's taxonomy places the organism in Eukaryota, Metazoa, Chordata, Actinopteri, Cypriniformes, Cyprinidae. Bases 222 to 1880 code for a protein of 552 amino acids. Gene Ontology annotation, molecular function: structural constituent of nuclear pore. The record is from RefSeq and is a predicted model, not a curated record.
UGAGGUUUCACUCGCCUGCUGUAUAGUACAGAAGUACAGAAGUAGGCGGUUUCGGACGCAGUGAAUAAUGGAUCCUCGAGCCAUCGAUCAGCACCCCCCUCGUGGACAGCGCCCGGUGACGUCACACCGAGAACAGGGAGUGUGCGCGUGUGACGCGCGUAGGAACCACUUGUUGAUGGAUUCUGUUUCCGGUCGGACUGUAUCGUGGCGGGACCGGAAACAUGGCGUUCAACUUCGGCGGCGCGGCCAACAGCGCGAGUCUUUCUGGCACAGGCUUCGGAGCUGCGACCACGACAUCUGCACCCACGGGCUUCGGCUUCGGGUCGGGCGGCACGGGAUUUGGCUCUCUGGCCCCCAGCGGUGGCCCCGCUGCGCCUGUUAGUUUUGGGGGCUUUGGUUUGGGCCCCGCGGCCCCUGUGCUCAGUUUUGGCAGUAGCCUCAGUGGAGCAGGUGCAUUCGGGGGGUUCGGCUCCACCACCACCUCCGCCGCCGGCGGCACCGGCUUCAGCUUCUCCACGCCAUCAAACGCAGGUGCGAGUCUCUUCGGAAACACUCAGAGUAAGGGCUUUGGUUUCUCGUCGGCUCUGGGCUCGAGUGGAGGUCUGGGCGGCGCUGGACUGGGCUUCGGAGGAUUUGGUGGGAUCCAGCCUGCUCAGAACCAGCCGGGAGGCCUGUUUAACCAGCAGGCGUCUCAGUCCAGUCAGCUCUUUAACACGGCCAGCGCUCUCUCCGCUCCGUCGGUCCUCAGCGAUGAGCGCGACUCCAUUCUGGCCCGAUGGAACCAGCUGCAGGCCUUCUGGGGCGUAGGGAAGGGUUACUUCAGCAGCAGCACACCCCCGGUGGAGUUCAGCCCCGAGAACCCCUUCUGCCGCUUCAAGGCGGUGGGCUACAGCUGUGUUCCUGAUGUGAAGGAUGAGGAUGGUUUAGUGGCUCUGGCUCUCAAUAAGAAGGAAGCAGACGUUCGCUGUCAGCAGCAGCAGCUGGUCGAAUCGAUGCACAAGGUUCUGGGAGGAAACCCGACUCUGACGGUCAACGUGGAGGGAGUGCGAGCGCUGCCCGAUGACCAAACGGAGAUGAUCAUUUAUCUGGUGGAGCGCUCUCCUAACGGCAUGUCGAAGCGAGUCCCGGCGUCCACGCUCUACAGCUACAUGGAGCAGAUGAACGUGAAGUCUGUGCUGCAGCAGCUGGGCGUCAUCAUGGCGGUCAGUCGCACCGCACUGACCCCGGCGCAGCUCAAGCAGCUGCUGCAGAACCCGCCCGCAGGUGUGGAUCCGAUCAUCUGGGAACAGGCCAAAGUGGACAAUCCAGACCCAGAGAAGUUGAUUCCGGUGCCCAUGGUGGGCUUCAAAGAGCUGCUGCGCAGACUGAAGAUCCAGGAUCAGAUGACCAAACAGCACCAGACCAGAGUGGAUAUCAUCUCUAACGACAUCAGCGAACUGCAGAGGAAUCAGGCCACGACCGCCGCCAAGAUCACACAGUACAAACGCAAGCUGAUGGACCUCUCACACAGAGUGCUGCAGGUGUUGAUUAAACAGGAAGUUCAGAGGAAGAGCGGUUACGCCAUUCAGCUGGACGAGGAACACCUGAGGGUUCAGCUGGAAACCAUCCAAUCAGAGCUCAACGCACCGACACAGUUCAAGGGGCGACUGAAUGAGCUCAUGUCUCAGAUUCGGAUGCAGAAUCAUUUUGGAGCCGUUCGUUCAGAAGAGCGUUACCGUGUUGAUGCUGACCUGCUGAGAGAAAUCAGACAGCAUCUGAAGCACCAGCAGGAGGGUUUGAGUCACCUGAUCAGCGUCAUUAAAGACGAUCUGGACGACAUCAAGACGAUAGAAGACGAGCUUCACGACAGCGUUCACGGGCGCAGCAGCAAGCUCAGCUGACGCAGGUCAGAUCACUUCUCGUUCUGAACAGGAGUUCGGAGAACGGAUCCCUUUCCAACAUCUGAACAUGAGAAAUAAAUGAGCCAGGAACAGCGGAUGGUGACACCGAUCUCUUUGUGUUGGAGCGGCACUUUUAUUUUUACUUGCGCGUGUGAAUGUGUGCCUUUGAUCAGCUGGUAUGUUUUACUGUGUCUAUGAUUGAUUAAUAAAGGUUCACUGUAUGAAUUUCA